CCUACAAACAUCACAUGAUGUGACAUGAAUAGUGUGACACAGUCAACGGCAAAGUGAUCUAAAUAUUGCACUCCCAUGUCGAUCUUACCUGCAGCAGGCCCAAGAAUCACUAGAACACUGGUGUCAGAAGGCUCUUCACCGUCGGGUUCUAGCUCAAAUGCAUCCUCUGAUAGCGACUCGGGCUCGGGCUCGGACUCUGACUCUGACUCUGACUCGGACGACGAAGAAAUCACUCAAGAAUACUUACAGUCUCUUUUGGACAAAGCAAAAUCGAACGCUCGACAGUCAGCCAACUUGAAAAAGGCACUCCGAGAAAAUGCAUUCGGUGCUGGAGAGGACAUUAUUAAAUUGGGUGGUGACGACUCAGAUAGGCCAUUGCCACCAUUAGAUCCCGGAGAACUUCCGCCUGCAUAUUUUGAAUUUGUGGAAGGUCGACGUGACGCCCCAGCGACUGUACGAGACCCAGACAUCCAACUUGCAGAAGCAGCCACCUCUGGAAUCGUUGCUCCUGCACCCCCUCCAAAACCCAUGCUUACCGGCAAAAUGUCGAACAAAAAACAGCGAAGAGCUAUGAGAAACCAAACUGCUGGACCAAGCUGGUUUGACCUUCCGGCACCCGCUGAAGCUGAUUUGCCUCGAUUGCACCGUGAAGUAGAAGCUCUUCGGCUGCGCAAUCAACUAGACCCCAAGCGUUUCUACCGGAAAGACGACGGCGAUGGGAAGGGUAUUAAAGGACUUCCAAAACACUUCGCUAUCGGCACCAUUGUUACUACAAACACACCGUUUGGCACAGCAAGUACGGACAACCUUCCUCGUGCUCACCGCAAGAGAACUUUUGUCGAUGAGUUAGUCGAUGAUGCAGAAGCACGACGAUAUGCGAAGAGGAAGUUUGAGGACCUACAGGCCGUGAGGGGGGCGAGAGGAAAGAAUACAUUACACCAAAAGCAAGCGUUGCGCAGGCCGAAGUGGUAAUUGCACUCACCUAAGUCGUGCUAUUUGCUUGUCAGACGGCAAUUCAACGAUAAAAAAGUAAGGUAGACGUUUACUUUCAGCUGUCGAAGUUCUAGGUGGUCUACAAUUGCGCCGCAAAUUGAUUUUACUAUGGCGUACACCAGCGUACACGGUAACUAGCAGAAGAUUAUGAUACAAUGCGCUCGGGAUCUAUGUAACGCUAAGGAUAGGCUCUAAUUAACUUUACAUUUGAAUCACCACAAA
Messenger RNA from Suillus clintonianus, 1215 nucleotides. Its product is annotated as Fcf2 pre-rRNA processing-domain-containing protein. The transcript has 4 exons. Gene Ontology annotation, biological process: RNA processing. Gene Ontology annotation, molecular function: RNA binding. The coding region runs from base 76 to 972 and encodes 298 amino acids. Lineage: Eukaryota; Fungi; Basidiomycota; Agaricomycetes; Boletales; Suillaceae. The record is from RefSeq and is a predicted model, not a curated record. Gene Ontology annotation, cellular component: nucleolus.